Molecule: messenger RNA, 29984 nt
Organism: Coregonus sp. 'balchen'
Lineage: Eukaryota; Metazoa; Chordata; Actinopteri; Salmoniformes; Salmonidae
Source: the annotation of a GenBank genome assembly
CUUCGACAGCUUUGGCUGGGCUUUCCUGGCGCUGUUCCGGCUGAUGACUCAAGACUACUGGGAGAACCUCUACCAUCAGGUACACUACUCUGUAUAGACUGUUAUGAACUGGGCCUGGUUGUGUGUAUGUGUGUGUGUAAAAAAAAAAUGUAUGCACUCACUAAACUUUAAGUCGCUCUGGAUAAGAGCGUCUGCUAAAUGACUAAAAUGUACAAAUGUUAAUCAAAUCAAAUCAAAUCAAAUUUUAUUGGUCACAUGCGCCGAAUACAACAGGUGCAGACAUUACAGUGAAAUGCUUACUUACAGCCCUUAACCAACAGUGCAUUUAUUUUAAACAAAAAAAGUAAGAAUAAAACAACAACAAAAAAAAGUGUUGAGAAAAAAAGAGCAGAAGUAAAAUAAAGUGACAGUAGGGAGGCUAUAUAUACAGGGGGGUACCGUUGCAGAGUCAAUGUGCGGGGGCACCGGCUAGUUGAGGUAGUUGAGGUAAUAUGUACAUGUGGGUAGAGUUAAAGUGACUAUGCAUAAAUACUUAACAGAGUAGCAGCAGCGUAAAAAGGAUGGGGUGGGGGGGCAGUGCAAAUAGUCCGGGUAGCCAUGAUUAGCUGUUCAGGAGUCUUAUGGCUUGGGGGUAGAAGCUGUUGAGAAGCCUUUUGGACCUAGACUUAACCUGCUGUAUCUCCGUUCCCUCCCCAGACUCUGAGGUCAGCGGGGAAGACCUACAUGGUGUUCUUUGUGCUGGUGAUCUUCCUGGGGUCCUUCUACCUGGUCAACCUGAUCCUGGCUGUGGUGGCCAUGGCCUACGAGGAGCAGAACCAGGCCACCAUCCAGGAGGCCUGGAUGAAGGAGAGGGAGUUCCAGCUGGCCAUGGAACAUCUACGCAGAGAACAGAGGGUAGGUUUUAUUUUUGUAUUCGGACGAUAGGUUUAUAUGCGGACGAUCGGUUUUUAUUCAGACGAUAGGUUUUUAUUCAGACGGUCGGUUUUUGUAUUCAGGCGGUAUGUUUGUAUUCAGAGGGUAGGUUUGUAUUCAGAUGAUAAGUUUAUAUUCAGACGGUUGGUUUGUAUUCAGACGAUAGGUUUGUAUUUAGACGGUAGGUUUGUAUUCAGAGGUUAGGUUUGUAUUCAGAGGGUAGGUUUGUAUUCAGAGGGUAGGUUUGUAUUCAGACUGUAAGUUUGUAUUCGGAGGGUAGGGUGUAGGUUUUCGGAAGGUGGACAUUUUCUAUCCAGAUUCAGGUUCAGAAAGCUUUAUUGUCCCAACAUUGGGCAAUUUGAGUUGCAGCUUUAUUAACACUGUACAACACCAAUAAAGAGAACAGAGGGUAGCUAGGCUACGUCUGGGUUGGGGUUCAUUCGAAUUGAAUUCACUGAAAUAAAUAGAUUUUCCCUUUCAGUUGAAUUAAUUAAUUAUUGAAUUAACAUUUCAGUUUACUUCCUGAAUUGACUGUCUUCAAUUCGAAUUGACCCCAACCCUGGUUUACAUUAGAACCAUAUGCAGUAUGUUAUAAUAUAUUUAGCUAUACAGGUAUACUCGCUAUAUACUGUAUGGCUCUGGUUGAAAGUUUAUUUUAAAACAUACUGUUACUUAUUUUGUUUUUCUUUUUGUUUUUCUUUUGCCAAUUCAGGAAAUUAAAGUAUGUAUUACAUUUUAGGAAUACCUUAUUGUAAUAAUGAUUGUAGCACUACUAAUUAACAUCUGUCUAGAAUGUGUGUUAAAUUCCUUUAAAGUCAAUGGUAAAACACAGAUAGUAUCAGUUAUUGUAAACUGAACUUGUUUCUCUACUUGUGAAGAUGGCAGAAAGAAGAAUUCAGCAGGAGACAGACUCGGUUAUGUCUCCAGAGCUGUCACCGUUCCAACUAAAAGUGGGCAGCAGUUUGAGACGGACAGCCAGUAGAAAAUCUCGCAGGGUGCUGUCCGAGGAUCCGGAGGAGGAAGCAGAUGAGAAGUUUGAUCCACUGGAUGAGCGGGUGGUACGACAGACACAUUUACAUUACAUAGCAUUUUGGCCAUUUAGCCAUUUAUCCAGAGCCACAUACAGUCAGUGCAUUCCUCUUAAUGUAGCUAGGUAAGACACCUUACUGAACUUCCAGAGGGACUGUUAUAACGUGUCUGUCUUGGAAAGUUUGAAUGUUGACUAGAACCUUGUUUAGAAUCACAAUGUUCAUCGUUAGCCUUAUGACAAUCACAAUACUCAAAAAGUGCUUUAGAUUGUAAAGGCAAACUCACCUUAUCCACUACCAAUGUGCAGCACCCGUCAAUUAAUGUCUCACUAUUUUUUUGAGGAAUUGUUCGUCUUCUACAACUAACUCUCUCUCUCUCUCUUUAUCUCUCUCUCUUUAUCUCUCUCUCUCUCUCACACGCCUUCUCUCUCUCGCUCUCUCUCUCUCUCUCUCUCUCUCUCUCUCUCUCUCUCUCUCUCUCUCUCUCUCUCUCUCUCUCUCUCUCUCUCUCUCUCUCUGUCUUUAUCUCUCUCUCUUUAUAUCUCUCUCUUUAUCUCUCUCUCUCACAUGCCUUCUCUCUCUCGCUCUCUCUCUCUCUCUCUCUCUCUCUCGCUCUCUCUCUCUCUCUCUCUCUCUCUCUCUCUCUCUCUCUCUCUCUCUCUCUCUCUCUCUCUCUCUCUCUCUCUCUCUCUUUCUCUCUCUCUCUUUCCUUAUCCUCCCUCCAGUCCCCCCUGCCUCCCAUGUCCCCCAUGCCCAUUCACCCUCUCCUUGCUGCCAUGUCCUCCCACCCUCUCAGCACGCGCCGCAGCAGCCAGGCCAGUAUCUUCUCCUUCCGACCCCGUACCACCUCCGAUGCCGACUUCGGGGACGAUGAGUACAGUGUUCAUGGGGACAUCAUGGGGAGGAGUAGGACAGGCUCCGCCAUCGGCCCCAACUGGCAGCACAAGCACAAAAGGACAGGCAGCGUGAGGAGCCAUUGUUCCCAGGUCUUAACCCCCAGUCUCAACAUCAACGGACGUCUCAACAUCUCCCUGGACCAGAACGGGGUCACCACUGUCGGCCUGCACACCCCCACCUCCCUGCCCGCCUGCAGCAUGGAGAAGGUCAAAGAAGAUACAGUUAGUGAAGUUUAAAAAAAGUGUUCUUUUAACCAGGGCUUUUUCAAGUGAGCCCUGUUGUAGUACUGUAGUCUAUGACAAAUAUUUUUGUAAAAAGCUUUGUGUAAAUAUAAUGUGAUUGACUUAAUUAAUUGAUUGUUUGAUUGGUCAGUGUUGGUCAAACUUUUAUUUCUCCCAUUUUUCCAGGAGCCCACCUGUAUAGAGGAGUCCAGUCCCAAGCCGGGCCAGCUCUCCCCCGAGGCUGCUGAGCCUCCCCUCCGUAGGAAACGCGGUCUGAGCUCCGUUAGCUUCCUCAGCGAUGCCAUGGAUGGUGAGGGUACCUUCAGAGGUCAGAGGUCAAUUUACAGAGGCUCUUUUAACGCCCAACUAACUCAUUAUAACUUCACUAUAAAUGUCUAACUAACUCAUUAUGACUUCAUUAUAAAUGUCUAACUAACUCAUUACAACUUCACUAUAAAUGUCUAACUAACUCAUUAUGACUUCAUUAUAAAUGUAUAACUAACUCAUAACUAAUGUAUAACUUACAAGUUCAUCUACAACUAGCUCAAAACGAACGUGUAAGUAAGUCAUAACUAACUGAUGGCUAAUUGACUUGACUGGAAUGUUAAAGGGCUUAACAAGCCAAUAAGAAUGUAAAAGUUAAUCCUAUAAAGGAUUUUAAAACAAUAACUGUUAGUAUUGCCAGUGCACAUAUAGUCUUUGACAAGCAGCUAAAUGAAAAGCACACAAUGUCAACCACUGUUUCACAUCUUUGUAGUUAAUAAAUUAUGACAGAUUUAUAAACUAUCUAUAAACUACUUAUUAACAGUUUUAUAAACGACUUAUAAACCCUUUAUAAAUUCUUUAUGAAUAUAAAGUGAAACCUUUAAAACCGCUUGGGCUUCCAAAAUCGUUCCCAAAAGUUCUCUGAAAUUUUUCCGAAAUCUGUUGGAGGUUUCCCUGAAUUAGGAGGGCAUGAUCAAGGAGAGGAUCUUUCAACCAAGAUUUCUUGAAAAACCCAAGGAACUGUGGGAAAGUUUGUGUGGAAUUUUACACAGCCCUAAAACCAUUACAACCUAACCCCCCUGUGUCUGGUCUCUGCCACCCAGACCUGGAAGAGUCUCGUCAGAAGUGCCCCCCUUGCUGGUACACCUUUGCCAAGGCGUACCUGAUCUGGGACAGGUGCCCGUGGUGGCUGAAGGUGAAGGAGUAUGUGAAGAUGAUUGUGAUGGAUCCCUUCCUGGACCUGGCCAUCACCAUCUGUAUCGUCCUCAACACUCUCUUCAUGGCCCUGGAACACUACCCCAUGACUGACGAGUUCAACAACGUGCUCUCUGUUGGCAACCUGGUAAGGAUUUCCAAAAUCAUAUGACUGUUACAAUUAUUAACAACACUUACCAACCUAUCCACAAUCACACAACAAUCACAAUAUUCCCUCAACAUGGUAAGGUUAUUUUUUUGUGAACAAUUGUUUUAUGAUAGAUUCUUAUAAACAGUCAAUUAGUAUCACAUUACAACUGAUAAGAUGUUUUUUUAAUGUAUUAUUACAAUUAAUAAAUUACUUACCACCUAUCCACAAUCACACAACAGUUACGGAAAUAGUAAUCACAUAACCUAGAAGACACAAUGGAAACUAGGGUUGUAAAAUCAGACACAAUGGAAACUAGGGUUGUAAAAUCAGACACAAUGGAAACUAGGGUUGUAAAAUCAGACACAAUGGAAACUAGGGUUGUAAAAUCAGACACAAUGGAAACUAGGGUUGUAAAAUCCCAGAAUCAGAAGGGAAUAAACGAGGAAUCCAACAGGGAUUUCUGAAAAUAUUUGAAACUUUGGGAAAUAUAUUUUCAACCCUGAAAUUGGCAACACCAGUCUAUUCAAUCCAGAUCAACACCAGUCUAUUCAAUCCAGAUCAACACCAGUCUAUUCAAUCCAGAUCAAUCCAGAUCAACACCAGUCUAUUCCAUCCAGAUCAACACCAGUCUAUUCCAUCCAGAUCAACACCAGUCUAUUCCAUCCAGAUCAACACCAGUCUAUUCAAUCCAGAUCAAUCCAGAUCAACACCAGUCUAUUCAAACCAGAUCAACACCAGUCUAUUCAAUCCAGAUCAACACCAGUCUAUUCCAUCCAGAUCAACACCAGUCUAUUCAAUCCAGAUCAAUCCAGAUCAACACCAGUCUAUUCAAUCCAGAUCAACACCAGUCUAUUCCAUCCAGAUCAACACCAGUCUAUUCAAUCCAGAUCAACACCAGUCUAUUCCAUCCAGAUCAACACCAGUCUAUUCCAUCCAGAUCAACACCAGUCUAUUCAAUCCAGAUCAACACCAGUCUAUUCCAUCCAGAUCAACACCAGUCUAUUCAAUCCAGAUCAAUCCAGAUCAACACCAGUCUAUUCAAUCCAGAUCAACACCAGUCUAUUCCAUCCAGAUCAACACCAGUCUAUUCCAUCCAGAUCAACACCAGUCUAUUCAAUCCAGAUCAACACCAGUCUAUUCAAUCCAGAUCAAUCCAGAUCAACACCAGUCUAUUAAAUCCAGAUCAAUCCAGAUCAACACCAGUCUAUUCAAUCCAGAUCAACACCAGUCUAUUCAAUCCAGAUCAAUCCAGAUCAACACCAGUCUAUUCAAUCCAGAUCAACACCAGUCUAUUCCAUCCAGAUCAACACCAGUCUAUUCAAUCCAGAUCAAUCCAGAUCAACACCAGUCUAUUCAAUCCAGAUCAACACCAGUCUAUUCAAUCCAGAUCAACACCAGUCUAUUCAAUCCAGAUCAACACCAGUCUAUUCAAUCCAGAUCAACACCAGUCUAUUCAAUCCAGAUCAACACCAGUCUAUUCAAUCCAGAUCAACACCAGUCUAUUCAAUCCAGAUCAACACCAGUCUAUUCAAUCCAGAUCAAUCCAGAUCAACACCAGUCUAUUCAAUCCAGAUCAACACCAGUCUAUUCCAUCCAGAUCAACACCAGUCUAUUCAAUCCAGAUCAAUCCAGAUCAACACCAGUCUAUUCAAUCCAGAUCAACACCAGUCUAUUCAAUCCAGAUCAACACCAGUCUAUUCAAUCCAGAUCAACACGGUUGGUUAGGGAGUGAUAGGGAGUAGGAUAAUCUUCUAAUACUCAUCUCCCUCUUCUUGCUGUUAAUCUGAAACCCUGUAGGCCUCAGGGGAGGCCAAUGCCAUUCACAGAUAAUAGAGAAUAACAGUAUUAUACAGUAGAAACACAAUAUUAACAUAGCUAUGACAUACGAUACGACAAAUUUAAGUGAAAAAAAAAAGUUCCUCAAAGUCCAAGGAAUUAACAGAAUGAGAAUGAGUCCAUUGCUGAUCAUGGUUGUACACUGGGUCUGUACUGGUUGUGUGAUGGUUGUUUUAAUGUUUUUUUUGUAUCGGUUGGGUAUUAUCUGUGUGCUUUCACAGGUGUUCACGGUGAUCUUCACGGCAGAGAUGGUGUUCAAGCUGAUAGCCAUGGAUCCGUACUACUACUUCCAGCAGGGCUGGAACAUGUUUGACGGCAUCAUCGUGUGUCUCAGCCUCAUGGAGCUGGGUCUGUCCAACGUCGAGGGACUGUCUGUCCUGCGCUCCUUCAGACUGGUAAUGCCACCUGUCACACAGAGACAUUUCAUUUUAAUUUCAUUUCAUGACAUUUGAUAAACAUUUUAUUUAUGUAUUUAUUUCCUUUAUUAUAUAUUUUAUUUGUUUGAUUGGUAAUGAUUGGUUUAAACAAAAAAAUAAAAUAAAAUGCUACAUCAAAAUAAUUAUUCCCUCUUAAUAAUAUGUUUGAGGGUGAGAAACUUCAAACUUAGCAUACCCCCCCCCCCUCCCUUUCCACAGUAGCAUAAUAUGUUGUGCAUUACAAUGAGAUUUAGAGAGUUGGUGACACAUUUUAGUGGAAUCACUUCAAUUACGAGCAACAUGAAAAUGGAUCAGGUAAACAACAGGACUCUGAUUUAGAUGCUGAGACGUGUCAAACAACAGGAAUCUGAUCUAGAUGCUGAGACGUGUCAAACAACAGGACUCUGAUCUAGAUGCUGAGAAGUGUCAAACAACAGGACUCUGAUUUAGAUGCUGAGACGUGUCAAACAACAGGACUCUGAUUUAGAUGCUGAGACGUGUUAAACAACAGGACUCUGAUCUAGAUGCUGAGACGUGUCAAACAACAGGACUCUGAUUUAGAUGCUGAGACGUGUCAAACAGGACUCUGAUUUAGAUGCUGAGACGUGUCAAACAACAGGACUCUGAUUUAGAUGCUGAGACGUGUCAAACAGGACUCUGAUUUAGAUGCUGAGACGUGUCAAACAACAGGACUCUGAUUUAGAUGCUGAGACGUGUUAAACAACAGGACUCUGAUUUAGAUGCUGAGACGUGUCAAACAACAGGACUCUGAUUUAGAUGCUGAGACGUGUCAAACAACAGGACUCUGAUUUAGAUGCUGAGACGUGUCAAACAACAGGACUCUGAUUUAGAUGCUGAGACGUGUUAAACAACAGGACUCUGAUUUAGAUGCUGAGACGUGUUAAACAGGACUCUGAUUUAGAUGCUGAGACGUGUCAAACAGGACUCUGAUCUAGAUGCUGAGACGUGUCAAACAACAGGACUCUGAUUUAGAUGCUGAGACGUGUCAAACAACAGGACUCUGAUUUAGAUGCUGAGACGUGUCAAACAACAGGACUCUGAUUUAGAUGCUGAGACGUGUCAAACAACAGGACUCUGAUUUAGAUGCUGAGACGUGUCAAACAACAGGACUCUGAUUUAGAUGCUGAGACGUGUCAAACAACAGGACUCUGAUUUAGAUGCUGAGACGUGUCAAACAACAGGACUCUGAUUUAGAUGCUGAGACGUGUCCAACAACAGGACUCUGAUUUAGAUGCUGAGACGCUGUUUACUUGGAUAUAAGCCAUACGCACACAGCAAUCCAAUGAUAACGUCAUGUGCCAUUCUUUUACCACAGGGGACUACAUUGUAAUCCUUUAUUCACAUAAUGUACAAAAUAUUUAUAAUGGUCAUUUUUAAACAUGAUGUAAUGUUUGAUAAUUUGAUAAUUGAUUUUGUCUCUUUGUGUCGGGUCAGUUGCGAGUGUUCAAGCUGGCGAAGUCAUGGCCCACCCUGAACACGCUGAUCAAGAUCAUCGGUAACUCAGUGGGCGCUCUGGGCAACCUGACCCUGGUACUGGCCAUCAUCGUCUUCAUCUUCGCUGUGGUGGGCAUGCAGCUGUUCGGCAAGAACUACCAGGACUGUGUGUGUAAGAUCUCUAAGGAUUGUAUGCUUCCCCGCUGGCACAUGAAGGACUUCUUUCACUCGUUCCUCAUCGUGUUCCGGGUGCUGUGCGGCGAGUGGAUCGAGACCAUGUGGGACUGCAUGGAGGUGGCCGGACAGCCGCUAUGCAUCCUGGUCUUCAUGCUGGUGAUGGUCAUAGGAAACCUGGUGGUGAGUAGUGCCGUUGGGAAACCUUCUGAUUCACAAUGUGAAAUGUAGAGAUCAGAUCUAACAAAGAGUGAAGGUCAGACAAAGACGUAAAUGGCAAUAGAACAGGAUUAUUGCAAAGAGUUUAGAGUUUUGUGGAAAUAUCAGCAAGAUGGAAAUAUCAGCAAGAUUGUUGUUUGGCAUAAAUUAUGUGAUGGAAUUAUGGAUACAAUUAGUAGUCCUGUUGCAAAAACCUCAUUGAGAAUGUGAGGUGUAGAAUCAGAAAUGGGAUCUGAAAAAGGUACUAAUAGCACAGGAUUAUUACAAUGCAUUGGACAGACCAGAGCUACAAGGUUCUUCUGAGUUUCAUGGAAACAGCAGCAAGAUGGUCUGAUUGGUUGUUUGGCCCAAAUGAUGAGAUGGGAUGUGGGAUUCUAUUGGGGAGGAGGGAAAAGGAGGGAGAGAGGGUUUAUGUACAGGAUUCUAUUGGGGAGGAGGGAGAGAGGGUUUCUGUAAAGGAUUUGUAUUUGUAUUUAUUAAGGAUCCCCACUACUCUUCCUGCGGUCCAGCAAUUAAAUGUGGUCCUCUGUAGCUCAGCUGGUAGAGCACGGCGCUUGUAACGCCAAGGUAGUGGGUUCGAUCCCCGGGACCACCAAUAAACAAAAAUUUAUGCACGCAUGACUGUAAGUCGCUUUGGAUAAAAGCGUCUGCUAAAUGGCAUAUUAUAUUAUAUACAAUUACAUUUCAUAUCGCUUUUCACAACACGUUAAGUGUGUUCCCUCAGGCCGCUCCUCUACCAACACAUAUCUACAAUACAAAAUCCAUGUGUGCGUGUGUGUAGAGUGCGUGUCUUACAGUGAGGGAAAAAAGUAUUUGAUCCCCUGCUGAUUUUGUACGUUUGCCCACUGACAAAGACAUGAUCAGUCUAUAAUUUUAAUAGGUAGGUUUAUUUGAACAGUGAGAGACAGAAUAACAACAACAAAAUCCAGAAAAAUGCAUGUCAAAAAUGUUUAUAAAUUGAUUUGCAUUUUAAUGAGGGAAAUAAGUAUUUGACCCCUCUGCAAAACAUGACUUAGUACGUGGUGGCAAAACCCUUGUUGGCAAUCACAGAGGUCAGACGUUUCUUGUAGUUGGCCACCAGGUUUGCACACAUCUCAGGAGGGAUUUUGUCCCACUCCUCUUUGCAGAUCUUCUCCAAGUCAUUAAGGUUUCGAGGCUGACGUUUGGCAACUCGAACCUUCAGCUCCCUCCACAGAUUUUCUAUGGGAUUAAGGUCUGGAGACUGGCUAGGCCACUCCAGGACCUUAAUGUGCUUCUUCUUGAGCCACUCCUUUGUUGCCUUGGCCGUGUGUUUUGGGUCAUUGUCAUGCUGGAAUACCCAUCCACAACCCAUUUUCAAUGCCCUGGCUGAGGGAAGCAGGUUCUCACCCAAGAUUUGACAGUACAUGGCCCCGUCCAUCGUCCCUUUGAUGCGGUGAAAUUGUCCUGUCCCCUUAGCAGAAAAACACCCCCAAAGCCUAAUGUUUCCACCUCCAUGUUUGACGGUGGGGAUGGUGUUCUUGGGGUCAUAGGUAGCAUUCCUCCUCCUCCAAACACGGCGAGUUGAGUUGAUGCCAAAGAUCUCAAUUUUGGUCUCAUCUGACCACAACACUUUUACCCAGUUCUCCUCUGAAUCAUUCCGAUAUUCAUUGGCAAACUUCAGACGGGCAUGUAUAUGUGUUUUCUUGAGCAGGGGGACCUUGCGGGCGCUGCAGGAUUUCAUUCCUUCACGGCAUAGUGUGUUACCAAUUGUUUUCUUGGUGACUAUGGUCCCAGCUGCCUUGAGAUCAUUGACAAGAUCCUCCUGUGUAGUUCUGGGCUGAUUCCUCACCGUUCUCAUGAUCAUUGCAACUCCACGAGGUGAGAUAUUGCAUGGAGUCCCAGGCCGAGGGAGAUUGACAGUUAUUUUGUGUUUCUUCCAUUUGCAAAUAAUCGCACCAACUGUUGUCACCUUCUCACCAAGCUGCUUUGGCGAUGGUCUUGUAGCCCAUUCCAGCCUUGUGUAGGUCUACAAUCUUGUCCCUGACAUCCUUGGAGAGCUCUUUGGUCUUGGCCAUGGUGGAGAGUUUGGAAUCUGAUUGAUUGAUUGCUUCUGUGGACAGGUGUCUUUUAUACAGGUAACAAACUGAGAUUAGGAGCACUCCCUUUAAGAGUGCGCUCCUAAUCUCAGCUCGUUACCUGUAUAAAAGACACCUGGGAGCCAGAAAUCUUUCUGAUUGACAGGGGGUCAAAUACUUAUUUCCCUCAUUAAAAUGCAAAUCAAUUUAUAACAUUUUUGACAUGCAUUUUUCUGGAUUUUGUUGUUGUUAUUCUGUCUCUCACUGUUCAAAUAAACCUACCAUUAAAUUCUAGACUGAUCAUUUCUUUGUCAGUGGGCAAACGCACACAAUCAGCAGGGGAUCAAAUAUUUUUUUCAUUCACUGUAUCAUGUGGAUGUGUAAGCGUGUGUCUGUGCCUGUGUGUGUGUGUGUGUGUGUGUCUCUUCACAGUCCCAGCUGUUCCAUAAAGGUAUAUUUUUAUCUUUUAAAAAAAUAUAUCUGUUGCUAUUGGGGAGGAGGCAGAUAAAGGACCAAUGCAUUCAAGGUAAUCAGUGUCUACAAUAUAGGCAUACUCUGAGAAUGCUUUCAGACAGUGUGAGAGGAUUGAUCUAGGAAAUGACAGAGUAACUAUAGGGUUUGCAUUGUCUGUUAUGGUCACCAUGUUACUACAAUGACUCUAUGUACAGUAUCCGUGUGGGCCAUCCAAGACCCAAUGACAUCUCAGAAAAUGGUGGCCGCAUUGUCAUAUUAACUGGCUUGACGUGCAGAUUACUACAGUCCCCCUUGGCAUUUUUCCUAUUUUGUUGCGUUACAAUCUGUAAUUUUUAAAUGGAUUUUUAUUUGGAUUUCAUGUAAUGGACAUACACAAAAUAGGACAAAUUGGUGAAGAAAAAUUAAUAACGGAAAAGUGGUGAGUGCAUAUGUAUUCACCCCCUUUGCUAUGAAGCCCCUAAAUAAGAUCUGAUGCAACCAAUUACCUUCAGAAGUCACAUAAUUAGUUAAAUAAAGUCCACCUACAGUUGAAGUUGGAAGUUUACAUACACUUAGGUUGGAGUCAUUAAAACUCGUUUUUCAACCACUCCACAAAUUUCUUGUUAACAAACUAUAGUUUUGGCAAGUUGGUUAGGACAUCUACUUUGUGCAUGACACAAGUACUUUUUCCAACAAUUGUUUACAGACAGAUUUUUUCACAUAUAAUUCACUGUAUCACAAUUCCAGUGGGUCAGAAGUUUACAUACACUAAGUUGACUGUGCCUUUAAACAGCUUGGAAAAUUCCAGAAAAUGAUGUCAUGACUUUAGAAGCUUCUGAUAGGCUAAUUGACAUCAUUUGAGUCAAUUGGAGGUGUACCUGUGGAUGUAUUUCAAGGCCUACCUUCAAACUCAGUGCCUCUUUGCUUGACAUCAUGGGAAAAUCAAAAGAAAUCAGCCAAGACCUCAGAGAAAUAAUUGUAGACCUCCACAAGUCUGGUUCAUCCUUGGGAGCAAUUUUCAAACGCCUGAAGGUACCACGUUCAUCUGUACAAACAAUAGUACGCAAGCAUAAACACCAUGGGACCACGCAGCCAUCAUACAACUCAGGAAGGAGACGCGUUCUGUCUCCUAGAGAUGAAUGUACUUUGGUGCGAAAAGUGGAAAUCAAUCCCAGAACAACAGCAAAGGACCUUGUGAAGAUGCUGAAGGAAACAGGUACAAAAGUAUCUACAUCCACAGUAAAACGAGUCCAAUAUCGACAUAACCUGAAAGGCCUCUCAGCAAGGAAGAAGCCACUGCUCCAAAACCGCCAUAAAAAAGCCAGACUAUCGUUUGCAACUGCACAUGGGGACAAAGAUUGUACUUUUUGGAGAAAUGUCCUCUGGUCUGAUGAAAUAAAAAUAAAACUGUUUGGCCAUAAUGACCAUUGUUAUGUUUGUAAGAAAAAGGGGGUAGCAUGCAAGCCGAAGAACACCAUCCCAACCGUGAAGCACGGGGGUGGCAGCAUCAUGCUGUGGGGGUACUUUGCUGCAGGAGGGACAGGUGCACUUCACAAAAUAGAUGGCAUCAUGAGGAAGGAAAAUGAUGUGGAUAUAUUGAAGCCACAUCUCAAGACAUCAGUCAGGAAGUUAAAGCUUGGUCGCAAAUGGGUCUUCCAAAUGGACAAUGACCCCAAGCAUACUUCCAAAGUUGUGGCAAAAUGGCUUAAGGACAACAAAGUCAAGGUAAUGGAGUGGCCAUCACAAAGCCCUGACCUCAAUCCUAUAGAACAUUUGUGGGCAGAACUGAAAAAGUGUGUGCAAGCAAGGAGGCCUAUAAACCUGACUCAGUUACACCAGCUAUGUCAGGAGAAAUGGGCCAAAAUUCACCCAACUUAAUGUGGGAAGCUUGUGGAAGGCUACCCGAAACGUUUGACCCAAGUUAAACAAUUUAAAGGCAAUGCUGGCAAAUACUAAUUGAGUGUAUGUAAACUUCUGACCCACUGGGAAUGUGUUGAAAUAAAUAAAAGCUGAAAUAAAUAAUUCUCUCUACUAUUAUUCUGACAUUUCACAUUCUUAAAAUAAAGUGGUGAUCCUAACUGACCUAAGAAAGGGAAUUUUUACUAGGAUUAAAUGUCAGGAAUUGUGAAAAACUGAGUUUAAAUGUAUUUGGCUAAGGUGUAUGUAAACUUCCAACUUCAACUGUAAGUGUCACAUGAUCUGUCACAUGAUCUCAGUAUAUAAACACCUGUUCUGAAAGGCCCCAGAGUCUGCAACACCACUAAGCAAGGGGCACCACCAAGCAAGCGGCACCAUGAAGACCAAGGAGCUCUCCAAACAGGUCAGGGACAAAGUUGUGGAGAAGUACAGAUCAGGGUUGGGUUAUAAAAAAAUAUCAGAAACUUUGAACAUCCCACAGAGCACCAUUAAAUCCAUUAUUUAAAAAAAUUAUAUGGCACCACAACAAACCUGCCAAGAGAGGGCCGCCCACCAAAACACACGGACCAGGCAAGGAGGGCAUUAAUCAGAGAGGCAACAAAGAGACCAAAGAUAACCCUGAAGGAGCUGCAAAGCUCCACAGCGGAGAUUGGAGUAACUGUCCAUAGGACCACUCUACAGAGCUGGGCUUUACAGAAGAGUGGCCAGGAAAAAGCCAUUGCUUAAAGACAAAAAAUAAGCAAUCACGUUUGGUGUUCGCCAAAAGGCAUGUCGGAGACUCCCCAAACAUAUGGAAGAAGGUACUCUGGUCAGAUGAGACUAACAUUUAGCUUUUUGGCCAUCAAGGAAAACGCUAUGUCUGGCGCAAACCCAACACCUCUCAUCACCCAGAGAACACCAUCUCCACAGUGAAGCAUGGUGGUGGCAGCAUCAUGCUGUGGGGAUGUCUUUCAUCGGCAGGGACUGGGAAACUGGUCAGAAUUUAAGGAAUGAUGGAUGUCGCUAAAUACAGGGAAAUUCUUGAGGGAAACCUGUUUCAGUCUUCCAGAGAUUUGAGACUGGGACGGAGUUUCACCUUCCAGCAGGACAAUGACCCUCAGCAUACUGCUAAAGCAACACAUGAGUGGUUUAAGGGGAAACAUUGAAAUGUCUUGGAAUGGCCUAGUCAAAGCCCAGACCUCAAUCCAAUUGAGAAUCUGUGCUAUGACUUAAAGAUUGCUGUACACCAGCAGAACCCAUCCAACUUGAAGGAGCUGGAGCAGUUUUGCCUUCUCAAGUUUUAAGUUUUUCUGUCUUAUUUCUUGUUUGUUUCACAAUAAAAAAUACUUUGCAUCUUCAAAGUGGUAGGCAUGUUGUGUAAAUCAAAUUUACAUUUUACAUUUACGUCAUUUAGCAGACGCUCUUAUCCAGAACGACUUACAGUAGUGAGUGCAUACAUUUUCAUACUAGUCCCCCGUGGGAAUCGAACCCACAACCCUGGCGUUGCAACCGCCAUGCUCUACCAACUGAGCUACACGGGACAACAAAUGAUACAAAUCCCCGAAAAAAUCCAUUUUAAUUCCAGGUUGUAAGGCAACAAAAUAGGAAAAAUGCCAAGUGGGGUGAAUACUUUCGCAAGCCACUGUAUAAGCAGACUUCAAAACAGAUUCAGUCUGGACAACAUACUAACCAUCUGUUAUCCUCUACAAAGUACAUACAACAUGUAUGGCAUUAUCCUACUGUCCAGUCCCAACAAGUAUAUCCACACUGGAGUGGAGUGGUGUUUGCAGCAUUCAUACUGCCGAACGUCCGCUAAAGGCUUAAAUGUUUUAUCCAGCAAUAAUAAAUAAGGUCUUAAUGGGUUGAACAUGUGAUCCAAGUUGUUCAGUACUUAAGAUCUGAUGAGGUAACAUUGGAACGUUACAGCAGGGUACGGUAGCUAGCUGCAGCACUGUGUAAUAUCCGGACUCAGCAGGUAUCGACAGUUUAGUUUUAUAGUUAUGAAACAAAGCCUUCUUGAUGAGAGGGCACAGAAAUCGAACUGUUUUAUAUAAAAAAGCAUUUAAUCCAAGUAACGGCUCUGUUUAUACACAACUGCUGUCACUUGGCACCACAGCAAUGCAGUAUUGGUUGAGCCACCCAGAUGUUGCUUUGUUAUCCAUCUGUGUCCUGGAAACUACCAUUUAAUGAGAAGGGAUCAAAACUUUUUUUCCCAGAACUCCAGACAACUAGUAGUUGGUCGUUCGGCCGGCCGGACAGCAAAUAAUAUUUCUCUCAUUCAUCCAUUCAUGUUCAUGUAGCAUAGCUUUAGCUUCGUGUGCUGCUGGAUGGAGAACAUUACAGAGCUAAAUUAAGUCUUUCAAAAGGGCCAAUCUGCAGUUGCUACAUUCAUUUUUGGAUUUAUAAUGAAGGAUAUUUACCCAUUGACUCUUGAAGAAUAUAACUUGAAAAAUGCCUCAUGAGCUUUAGUUCAACUGUUGAACCCCAUCAGAACCCAAAAUAUAAACUUGUUUUACUCCAAUGUUUGUAAACAAACACUGUAUAGUCGCAAAACAUGGUUAAAACUAUAAUUUUGACAUCAUCAUCAUCAUCAUGAUGGUCGGUCUCUACAGCCGUAGCUCUGUCUAUGAAGAGUGGUUACAUUUCUCCAGUCCCAUCAUGAUGGUCGGUCUUUACAGCCAUAGCUCUGUCUAUGAAGAGUGGUUACAUUUCUCCAGUCCCAUACCUCAACUAUUUUACCAUUUUUGAAAGAUACUAUUUUUUAAUUCAACAUUUUCUCAUGUUUUUUUUUCUUUCUCUGAGAUAUUGUUAGUUAUUUCUUUCAUUUCAUUCUUUAAUUAAAUUCAGAUGAAAAAUAAAACCUUCACAUUUUAAAUGUUACGAACAAGUACAAUAAAGUUGAGUACCAUUUUCUGCCAUUAAUGGACUGCAGUAGAGUCGGAGGUAACCAUUUUGUGUAAUCCAGGACACAGGCAGGCUAAAUCCAAACGAGAGAGCGUGACCGGAACAGUAUUACCGGGCUCUGGCUUUUGCAUGUCAUUUCCAAACCACAUACAGUGUCCAAAGUUAUUGACACUUGAUAAAGAUGAGCAAAAACAACUGUAUAAAAUAAAUAAUUUAAAUACUGAGCUAUUGUAUGCAACAACAAAAAAAAGGGAAAUUAUAUUAUUUUAUACUAAUACAAUUGCUCAGAGAAAGAGAUUUAGUUUAAUAAGUAAUACUUUUUUCCCCUCAAAAAUAUAAGGGUCAAACUUAUUGACACCCCUGUCUUCAUUACCAUUCAAUACCUCUCCUUUUCUAAAAUGUUUUCUGAGAUUGGAGAACACAUUGGGAGAGAUCUCAGCUCAUUCAUCCAUACAGAAUCUUUCUAGGUCCUUGCUAUCCUUUGUCUGUGCUUAUGGACUGCCCUCUUCAAUUCAAACCACAGGUUUUCAAUGGGUUUCAAGAACAGAGAUGGAUUUUGUGGUCAAUUAACCAUUUUUUUGUGGAUUUUGAUGUGUGCUUGGGGUUAUUGUCUUGCUGGAAGAUUCACUUGCGGUCAAGUUUCAGUCUGCUGGCAGAGGCAACCAGGUUUUUAGCUAAAAUGUCCUGGUACUGGGUAAAGUUCAUGAUGCCGUUGACCUUAACAAGGACCCCAGGACCAGUGGAAGCAAAAUAGCCUGAUAGCAUCAAAGAUCCACCACCAUAUUUUACAGUAGGUAUGGGUUAUUUUCUGCAUAAUGGAUUUUCAUUUAGACGCCAAACACACCACAGGUGUGCUUGGCCAAAGAGCUCUGUUUUAUAUUCAAACAGUGUAUUGCCCCCAUAUACAGGAUUUACCUGCCUGUGAUCAAAUCAGUUAACUGUUUGACAACCAUGUCAGGCUUUAAGAGAGCAUAGCUUUAAGAAGGUAAAAUCCUGUUGGACACUAGUCAAACAACUGUUCCGUUGGCCUUUACUUCCCUGUCGUCAUUAAAGGCUACUUCGUAAUGGAUCUUAUCCUCAUGCUCAGAAACAAAUCUGUGAUUUUUCAACAAUUUGAAAACAAUUUGAUUAGUGUUAUUUCCAAAUUUCCAAAUAGUUGCUGGUUAAACACACAAUCUACACAUGACCUUCUGAUUAGCAGGUUUUUGCAUGAGUGGAGUUUCGGAAUGCCUGGUGACAUCACCAGGUGGUGAAUAAGUUAAUAGACCAAAAACAAAGAGAGUUCUAAAGCUCUCUGCCAAUAACAAAGAGAGUUCUAAAGCUCUCUGCCAAUAACAAAGAAAGUUCUAAAGCUCUCUGCCAAUAACAAAGAGAGUUCUAAAGCUCUCUGCCAAUAACAGAUUGUUUUCGGCUGCCCUUCCCUUCCCAAAUCAGACCACUCGAAGACAGUCCUAGCAAAAUUCUUGCUUGAGAAAUUGUUUAUUUUUGCUAAAAAUAUGUAUUUUUUCUUUUUGUCAACUUUAAUGGAAAAUUAUUACAGUAAGGUACUUAAUUUUUACCCAGAAAUGAUUAAGGAUAUUAAUAUAAAAACGGCUGCAUUGGGUUUUUAAAAAUCUGAUUAUGGACAACGGCAUACGAUGUUAUGAAGCUAGUUAUAAUGGCCGCUAUAUAUGACCACCAGAUUCCUCCAGCUCUCCUCUGGGCAUUACAUGGUCAGACUGACAGAAACCCUCCCUCUCUCUAAACACAUGAAUCAUUUGAAAGCUGUGGAUCUCGGCAGAUCUCUAGGGUUCGCGAGCAACAGAUUGCUUAGAUGCGAGGUCAAAGAGCACCCAUCAACAACAAUCUGCUCAGAUCAUGUGCAUGCUCCCUCCAUCCCCAUCUCAAUGAGCAGUAGACUCCCUCAUAGCAGAUCAUCCCACACCAACUAGUUAUGUCCCACACACAAAGCAGAGGUAUCUGGAGCCUAGAUGACAAACAGCUGUAGUGCUCUCUGAGCAGGCAGAUAGAUUACUGGAGAUCACAUGGGAUGCUGCUUGGAUCCAUAGCAACGUGGCAACAACAUUGAUGUGUUUGAACCGGGGCAGGGUUACUCCUCUGUAGGGUGCCUAUAGGAUUUGAUUCUGUUGACAAAACCAUUGUCUGGGGUCUUGUCAAGGGUCUUAAAGAAUAGAUUAUAUCUUGUCUGUCUUGAGUUCCCUACCUCUGAUCUGCUUACAUAUAAUUUGAACAUGAUCAAAAUACACCAAUUUGUCCCCUUUUUGUGUGGCUUUUGACAACCUAUAUAUGGCAACCAAUGUAUCAAAGUACACAUUUGCAGAGCGUACGAAAUUGUCCUAGUAUUCGUAGUAUAUUGCAGGAUAUGCAAGUGGCUCAAUAGCAAUAUUGAAUAGGACGGGAGACAAAGAGCAACCCUGUCUGGUGCCUCAUCUCCGAUAGUGUAUUUCCAUUAUACCCGUCUCCCUCUCCUCUUCCAUCCCAGGUGCUGAACCUGUUCUUGGCCCUGCUGCUCAGCUCGUUCAGCUCAGACAACCUGUCCGCUCCCGACGAGGACGGAGAGAUGAACAACAUCCAGAUCGCCGUCGCCCGCAUCCACACAGGGUUCGCCUGGCUGAGGAGGAACGUCUCCGACCUGUUCAACGGAAACCUGAAGAAGAGACGUCUCGUGACCAAAGACGUUCAGAUUUCUGUGAAGCUGACGCCCGUAGCCAAUCACGUGGAGAGUAACGGUGGGGUGGGGGCCGUGGUGGUGGGGGUGAUCGGACGCUACGGGGAGAAGGUCCCGGACGACGACAGCUACAUGACCAACCCCAACCUGACCAUCAGCGUGCCCAUCGCUCCCGGGGAGUCGGACGUGGAGUUCCCUGAGGAAGGAGAGGUGGAAGAGGAGACGGAGUCGUCAGACGACGAGGAGAACAAAGCGGUAAGGCUUAUCGCACAAAUUAUUAAUCACACUGAAAAAAGGAGGAUAUGUUUUAUUCUAAAGUAACUAGCUUUGUAGUCUGCUAAAGGGGUGUUUUUUGUGCAUCCAAAAGCACAAAAAAGUGUACAUUUUGUUUGACAUUUUUUCUUAUUAAAUAUACAGUGGGGUCCAAAAUGAUUGACACCUUUGAUAAAGAUGAGCAAUAAUGACAGUGUAAAAUAAAUAAUUAAAAUACUGAGCUAUGGGGAAAUUAUGUUAUUUUAUACUAAUACAAUUGCUUAGAGAAAGAUAUUUACAUUCUUGAAAUUUUUUAUGUAGGUAUCAAAAUUAAUUGACAUGUCUUAAAGAUACUUAUAAAUAAAUUAGUCAAACGUUUAGUAUUUGGUCCCAUAUUCCAAGCAUGCAAUGACUACAUCUAGCUUGUGACUCUACAAACUUGUUGGAUGCAUUUGCCGUUCAUUUUGGUUGUGUUUCAGAUUAUUUUGUCCCCAAUAGAAGUGAAUGAUAAAUAAUGUAUUGUCAUUUUGGAGUCACUUCUAUUGUACAUAAGAAUAUAAUAUGUUUCUAAACACUUCUACAUUAAUGUGGAUGCUACCAUGAUUACGGAUAAUCCUGAAUGAAUUGUAAAUAAUGAUGAGUGAGAAAGUUACAGAGGAUCAAAGAUCAUACCCCCAAGACAUGCUAACCUCUCACCAUUACCAAUAACAGGGGAGGUUAGCAUGUCAAAAUAAUCUGAAACACCACCAAAACAAACUGCAAAUGUAUCCAGUCACAAGCUUGAUGUAGUCAUUCCAUGCUAGGAAUAUGGGACCAAAUACAACAUUUCUACUACUUCUUUAGGGGUGUCAAUCAUUUUGACCCCUACCUUUACUUGUUAAACAAAAUCUCUUUCUCUGAGCAAUUGCAUUAUUGCUCAUCUUCAUCAAGGGUGUUAGUCAUUUCUGACCCCACUGUGUGUAUAACUACACUAACUUGAACUUGGUCAUAGGACUUUUAUGGUAAAAGACACAAUCCUGAGUGUCCCCAGUCCUGAGUGUCCCCAGUCCUGAGUGUCCCCAGUCCUGAGUGUCCCCCAGUCCUGAGAGUCCCCAGUCCCGAGCCUCCCCAGUUCCGAGCGUCCCCAGUCCCGAGCCUCCCCAGUCCCGAGCCUCCCCAGUCCCGAGCCUCCCCAGUCCCGAGCCUCCCCAGUCCCGAGCCUCCCCAGUCCCGAGUCUCCCCAGUCCCGAGUCUCCCCAGUCCCGAGUCUCCCCAGUCCCGAGCCUCCCCAGUCCCGAGUCUCCCCAGUCCUGAGUCUCCCCAGUCCCGAGUCUCCCCAGUCCCGAGCCUCCCCAGUCCCGAGCCUCCCCAGUCCCGAGUCUCCCCAGUCCCGAGUCUCCCCAGUCCUGAGUCUCCCUAGUAACCUCAGAUACACUUAAACAUCAGUGCCAUGGUGUACUGUACCAGAUUGCCACCUGCUCAUGUCACUCAAAAGUUAGAGUGAGGUCAAGGAUCAAUGAGCUGCAGGGGGCGGGCCAUAUGGUAGAUUACAGGAAGUGGGUAGUACUGUAGAAUAGAUAGGGGCAGAAUGGAGGCUUUCCGGAUAUAUAAUCUGGUAAAUCUGUGAGCCAGGCAGACAGACAAGGUGAUCCCUGGUGACAGGACACAGAUUUAGUUUCAUAAUCGCUACGCAACGCUACACACCAAUAGGGUUAGGCGGUAUCCAGAUUUUCAUACCGUCAUACCGUUUCUGUACCAUACUGGGGUAUACGGUAUUACUGGAAGUGCACACAAGGGCCGCUAUUAAAAAAACAAAAACAUUUAGGCAAUAAGGAUCUUGAUCCAGGAGGGGAUUGACUGUCUCUAGUCUGGGUUCCAGUUCUGUUUAGCUAACAUUCCACUCCUUGGCACUCCAUGUCAUUGCCAAAGAGACUGGCCUUUCGGCAAUCUCAACGUUCAAUAUGCAGCUGGAUUUACGGUGGAGUUGCUCAUUGGUUGUUGGAAAUAACAUUAAUAUUUUCCAUGACAACAUGUGGAGCCUCGAAAAUAGAAUUAAAAAUUAUAAAAUCAAAAACAAGCUAGCAACUUUUGACAGACUGGUUUCAUCUGGACAAACAAACAAAAAAAGGUUGCUAAGCAACCGGAUACCAACGUGUUCUGUGGAGAAAAUAAUAAUAAUAAUAAUAUGCCAUUUAGCAGACGCUUUUAUCCAAAGCGACUUACAGUCGUGCGUGCAUAAUUUUUUUUUUUUUUUGUGUAUGGGUGGUCCCGGGGAUCGAACCCACUACCUUGGCGUUACAAGCACCGUGCUCUACCAGCUGAGCGUUACAAGCGCCGUGCUCUACCAGCUAAAGUGAUAGAGUUCCAAUAUUUGGAUAAUCGUUGGAGGAUAGCUGUGAGGGUUAUCCAAUCAGGAUCAACUCCUCUGUUCUUUUUGAGCUCGUUAACGAUAGAACGUUCAUAUUUGAAGAUGGCAGAAAGCCCAGUCUCUAUGGCAACAUGAUAUGGAGUACAGGGAGUGGAAUGUUAGCUGAAGAGACUGUUACUCAGGCUAGAAUGUCUCCGCUGUCACCAACAAGCUGGGUCUUGACAUCUAGCCACUUAGCGAGCAAGUUAACAAAGCACCUGCAAAGCUGGAGCCCUGAGCUGGAUAUAAUUUAUUUAACACAUCUUACAUUUCUUAUAGCUUUACUUAACUUAUAAUGCACCCUCGUGUUUUUUUUAAAAACGGUAUUGAAAAUCAUACCAUUGGUAUUUCGAAAUACCCCGGUAUACGGUAUGAAGGGUAAAUCGCCCAAGCCUACACACCAACUCACCAUCUCAAGGACUGUAGGAAAUCUUUUAUUUUUAGGUGUGUUUUUUUUUUUCACAUCCUCUUGUGGUCCAAACACCAGAGUUUGAACCGUGAGAAAGAAGACAAAAAGCUUGCGUGUGUUAGAAAAUGGACUGUAGCUGAAUGAUGAGACACAACUGAAUGGUGAUACAUCGGAUGUAACUACAGUACUAUUUCACUCUCCAUCAUGGUGAUAGACGUUAUCGCCAGGUGAAUAAUGUAUAAACUAGAGGAAUGCUGCUUUGAAAAGCCUGUCUGUAUCUGGUCUCUGUGGGUUGUGUUGUGUGUUGAUACUAAUUGGCAUUUACACACACACACACACACACACACACACACACACACACACACACACACACACACACACACACACACACACACAGACUGUCUGCCAGGGCCUUCAGAUGUGAUUCAGCCUGAAAACAUCUGCUAGUCUUCUCAGAAAGCACAGCGCUUGGUUACAAAGAAAACUGGUUCACAUUAAAUUACUGGAAGUGGGUUUUUGCUGCUCAUAGAUUGAGUCAUAUUCACCUCUUAGGUAAUUAACACAAUGUCACCUAAUGCAUCAUGUAUUACCCUCAGCCUUAAGCCUUGCCUCUCACCCCUCAUUGAGUCAAUCGUGUCUCUCUCUCUCUCCCCACCGCGAAAAAAAGGGGGGAAAGGGCCGAAAAAUAAGGGAGGGGGGAAAAAAAAGGAAAAAAAAACCCAACCCCCCGAAAAGAGGCGAGUUGAAAGAAGCUCCCGGAGGCCCCCCCCCAAAACAAAAGGGGAAAAAACGCGCGGAAAAGGGCGGGGGGAGGAAAGAGGGAGGUAGGAAGGGGGAAAAAAAAAACCCCAAAGAAAAGGGGGGCCGGCCAAGGUAGGGGGAGGGGGGGAGGGAAAGAGGAAAGGCCCCAAACGGAGAAAAAAGCAGGGGGCCGGGGAAAAGGGGGGGAAAAACAAAACAAAAGAGGAGGAGAAAAGGGGGAGAAGGGGGAAAGAGGGGGAAAAGAGGGGAAGGGAAAAAGGAAGAAGAGGGGCCGAGGGAGGGGAAGAGAGAAAGGGGGGGGAAGCGAAGGGAAGGGGGCAAGGGGGGUUUUGGAAAAGGGAGGGGAAAAGGAAGGGCCCGGGGGAAAGGAGGAAAACGGAAAGGGAAAAGAGAAGGGGAGGUAGGAGAAGGGGGGGAGAAAAGAGAAAAAGAAAAAGGGCGCCGCCGGGGACGGGCACGAGAGGAAGAGGGGGGAACGGGGAAAAGAAAGGAGAGAAGGGCCCAAACCCCCUUGGCGAAGGGGGGCCCCCGAGCGAGGGAGGCCAAUUUCCCAGAAAGAUUUGGGAGAUUUUUUUAACCCCCCCCGAGGGGAAAGGCGCGCCGAGCUCGGGAAAAAAGGGGGAAGGGGCCGGGAAAGGAGGAAGAGAGAGCGAAAAAAGAGGGCAUCUUUUGAAAGGUGCCCAGGCCCUAAUUUAAGUGAUUUUUGUUUAUAUCUAAAAGGGGGGAGAAAACCCCCAGGUGCCCCCGCCCCCCAAAGGGGGGAACCCCUUUUAAAAUCGUUUCCCACCUUGGUUUUUGUAAAAAAAAGCUUUUUGGGGGGGAAAGGAAACUCUGAUAAGGGAAAACCUAAAAAGGGUAAAAAAUUUUUCUUUCCCCCUUUGGAAAAAAGAGAGAAAGAAGAGGGAAACCCAAGAAGGAGAAAGGGCCCCCCAAGGAAGAGGGCCCCCCGGAGAAACCGGCGGAAAGGGAAGGGGAGGUGACCGGAAGGGGGAGAUUUUGAAGUAAGGGCCCCUCCCAAUUAAGAGAUGAGGAAAGAGAGUGAGGAUAAGUUGAUUUUGGAAAGAACGAGGUUUUUAAGUUGGCUCGCCCCCCCCCCGGGGGUAAGGGGGAGAAAAAUGGAAGGGGCCCCCUUUUUUCGGUUUUUUACUUAGUUUUACCCGGGGACCCACCCCCCAGGGAAAGAUCGUCUCUUUUUUUCCUCUCUUCUCCCUCUUCUCUCCCCUCUUCGUUUCUUUUCCCCUCUCGCCCCCCUCUUUUCUUUUUAUAUUUUUCUUUUUUCGGCCCCCCGUUUUUCUUAUUUUUCCAAUUUUUUUUUUCCCCCCCCCUUCCCCCCUUUUCCCCCGUUAAAUCCUUUGCAGGGUUGGCAGGCAGCAUCAGUCUGCAGUGGGCAGAUGCUAAGUUGUAGAGCUAUAGAACUGUAGUGAUAGAGCUGCCCAGGCCCUGCAGAUUAAAUAGGCAGAGUGGACAUAGCAGAGCGGGGUGGGGCAGGGUGGGGCGGGGGAGGGUGGGGCGGGGGAGCUGGGCAUGGUGGGGCGGGGGAGCUGGGCAUGGUGCGGUGGGGUAGGGUUGACGCCAGAGCGGGGUGGGGCGGGGCAGGGUGGGGCGGGGGAGCUGGGCAUGGUGCGGUGGGGUAGGGUGGCCGCCAGUGCGGGGUGGGCAGGGGUGGUGCCGGGCUACCGGGCAGCAGUCUGGCCUCCUCCUCGUGCCGUCUUUCCCUGGUGUGCCCUGCUCCCUGCCCGCUCCACUCCAGAAUUAGGCUCUGUGCAAAAUGGAUAUUAGGGAAAAAAAGCAUUCUACAGCCAUCUAGCAGCUUAGCUGGCAUCAGCAGUGCACUCUGCAGUAAAAAAAGGAUGUGCUUCACACGUGAAGGACUUUAAAACACACCAAAAAAUAACCUGCCGUUUGGAUUUAAGCAGCAAGCCUGUAGUUAGCAACAAAUUGUUUGAUUAUUUAUUUAAAAAUAAUUAAUGAAGAUGAUUUGUGGUUUACUUACUUAUUUGAUGUGAUAAUUUUCUUCAGUGAUUGAAAAUCAGCAAGUCUUAUCUCUGAAAGGCAAUGACAUAUUAUGGAUUUGCUCACACUUUAUGUGGUGUGUGUGUGUGUGUGUGUGUGUGUGUGUGUGUGUGUGUGUGUGUGUGUGUGUGUGUGUGUGUGUGUGUGUGUGUGUGUGUGUGUGUGCGUGUGUGUGUGUGUGUGUGUGUGUACGUGCACACUGAUGUUAGUGAAAUGAUCAUCUCUGAUCCUUUACUGUUGACCAUAGUGUAACACUGAUUCUAUCUAAAUGCUGCCAGAGCAGAUUCCCUCUGUUCAUCUUUCAGCCCUAAGAAUGAUACCGACAGUAAUCCUGUCUCCAGGUUCCACACACACACACACAUGCGUACACACACACACACACACACAUUCUUUAAUGCUGGAUUACGCUUUCGUUUUAUUGGAUUGCAGCAGCACCUCAGUCCCAAUAAUCCCAGUAAAGCGUGUGAAAUAUGUUUCCAUUACUACACAGUGAAAUCUCAUCAGACCUGGACUAAGACUUCCUGGAGAUAGAAGGCAGAGGUCACAGCACAACCUGAAAUCUGAACUCAGAUCCCUUACUGUAGCAUGAGAUUACAGCACAGCCUGAACCCUGAACCCUUACUUUCAAAUACAUUCAGCGUUUGUUUUAGCCUGCUUGGCAUGCCAGGUGGGCGGGGUUGACAUUUUGGGACUAUUAUAUUUGUCUAUUAAGCCAAGCAAACUCAAUCAAGCCCAGAUAAAGUAUUUGAAAUUAUUUUGAAUAGUACUUGAACCCAGGUCUGGAUGACAGAUCGAAGACACAGAAAGUACGCGGUUCAGGAAGUAAACUCUGACCAUUUAAUGGUUGAAACUUAUGCGUCGACUCAAUGCUUGACGUGUGCACUUAUGUCACAGAUAUGUCACAGAUUGGGCUCUGGGAGUGUGGAGUGUGGUAUCAGGAAAAUAACCUCUCACUCAACAUCAACAAAACAAAGGAGAUGAUCGUGGACUUCAGGAAACAGCAGAGGGUGCACCCCCCUAUCCACAUCGGCGGAACAACAGUGGAGAAGGUGGAAAGCUUUAAGUUCCUUGGCGUACACAGCACCGACAAACUGAAAUGGUCCACCCACGCAGACAGUGUGGUGAAGAAGGCGCAACAGAGCCUCUUCAACCUCAGGAGGCUGAAGUAAUUCGGCUUAUCACCUAAAACCCUCACAAACUUUUACAGAUGCACAAUUGAGAGCAUCCUGUCGGGCUGUAUCACCGCCUGGUACGGCAACUGCACCGCCCACAACCGCAGGGCUCUCCAGAGGGUGGUGCGGUCUGCCGAACGCAUUACCGGGGGCAAACUACCCGCCCUCCAAGACACAUACAGUACCCGAUGUCACAGGAAGGCCAAAAAGAUCAUCAAGGACAUCAACCACCCGAGCCACUGCCUGUUCACCCCGCUAUCAUCCAGAAGGCGAGGUCAGUACAGGUGCAUCAAAGCUGGGACCGAGAGAAUGAAAAACAGCUUCUAUCUCAAGGCCAUCAGACUGUUAAAUAGCCAUCACUAGCACAUUAGAGGCUGCUGCUGCCUAUUGAAAUCACUGGCCACUUUAAGAAAUGGAACACUAGUCACUUUAAUAAUGUUUACAUAUCUUGCACUACUCAUCUCAUAUGUAUAUACUGCAUUCUAUUCUAUAAUAUUCUACUGUAUCUUAGUCAAUGCCGCUCUGUCAUUGCUGUCAUUGCUUGUCCAUAUGUAUAUAUUCUUAAAUCCCAUUCCUUACUAGUUUUGUGUGUAUUGGGUAUAUGUUGUGAAAUUGUUAGAUAUUACUUGUUAGAUAUUACUGCACUGUCGGAGCUAGAAGCACACGCAUUUCGCUACACCCGCUAUAACGUCUGCUAAACACGUGUAUGUGACAAAUAACAUUUGAUUUGAUUUGAUUGAUGUUAUUAAUACCUCAUUCAAAUAGUGUGAAAGGGGGCUGGUAUACGUUUAGUGAGUACUGAUUUAUAAACAGUCAACUAAUGCAGUUGAGAGACUGGGUGGGUUUAGGUUUCUUAGUGUGCAGAGAAGUAACUGGGGUCUGAUGGAUAUGGAAGCACUUUCUAUGGGGAUGGAAAAAACAGGAAUGAAUAUGGGUGUGACGUGACUUCCUGGUGUGACUUCCUUGUUCCUGUGUUGCAGGAAAAAGUGAGCCUAUCAGAAGGCAGCACGGUGGACUUGCGGAAGCCAGGGGAGGAAGAGGAUGACUUCUCUGAGACGGCUGAUGAUGUCAUGGAGCCAGAUGAAUGCUUCCCUGAAUGUACGUAGCUACCGUAUGCUAGAUCAUCAUGAUUAGCAUUGUGUGUGUGUGAUUUAAGUGAUUUAUUAAAGAGUCAAAUCAAAUUGUAUUUGUCACAUGCUUGGUAAACAACAGGUGUAGACUAACAGUGAAAUGCUUGCUGGAUGGGGGGCGAGCUCGGCCCUUCCCAACAAUGCAGAGAGAAUAAAAGAGAAAUAUUAGAAAAACAAUAACACCAGAAAUAAGGGGUGGCAGGGUAGCCUAGCGGUUAAGUGCUUUAUGCCAGUAACCGAAAGGUCGUUGGUUCGAAUCCCUGAGGCGACUAGGUGACAAAUCUGUUGAUGUGCCCUUAAGCAACGCACUUAACCCUAAUUGCUCUAGUAAGUCGAUCUGGAUAAGCGCGUCUGCUAAAUAAUUUAAAUAUAAAUACACAAUGAGUAGCGAUAACUUGGCUAUAUACACAGGGUACCAGUACCUAAUUGAUGUACAAGGUAAUUGAGGUAGAUAUGUAUUGUACAUACAGUGCCUUCAGAAAACAUUCACACCCCUUGAUUUUUUCCACAUUUUGUUGUGUUACAGCCUGAAUUUUAAAUUGAUAAAAAUUAGAUUUUUGGUUACUGGCCUACACACAAUACCCCAUAAUGUCAAAGUGGAAUUAUGUUUUUUUCGAAAUUUGUACAAAUUAAUUACAAAUAAAAAGCUGAAAUGUCUUGAGUCAAUAAAUAUUAAAACCCUUUGUUAUGGCAAGCCUUAAGUCAUGCGCGGCCACGCAGUCGUAGGUGAACAGGGAGUACAGGAGGGGACUAAGCAGGCAUCGCUGAUAGUCCCCCGUGUUGAGGGUCAGCUUAGGACAACUCAUCAGGAAGUCCAGGAUCCAGUUGCAGAAGGGAGGUGUUCAGUCCCAGGGUCCUGAGCUUAGUGAUGAGCUUGGAGGGCACUAUGAUGUUGAACAUUGAGCUAUAGUCAAUGAACAGCAUUCUCACGUAGGUGUUCCUCUUGUCCAGAUGGGAGAGGGCAGUGUGGAGUGCAAUAAAGUUUGCGGCAUCUGUGGAUCUGUUGGGGCGGUAGGUAAAUUGGAGUGUGUCCAGGGUGUCUUGGAUGAUGGUGUUGAUGUGAGCCAUGACCAGCCUUUCAAAGCUUUUCAUGGCUAUAGAUGUGAGUGCUUCGGGGCGAUAGUCAUUUAGACAGGUUACCUUGGCGUUCUUGGAUGCAGGGACUAUGGUGGUCUGCUUCCAACAUGUAGGUAUUACAGACUGGGUCAGGGAGAAGUUGAAUGUUAACCUGUUUAAAAGGUCUUACUCACAUCGGCCAUGGAGAGCGUGUUCACUCAGUCGUCCGGAAUAGCUGGUGCUCUCAUGCACGGUUCAGUGUUGCUUGCCUCGAAGCGAGUAUAGAAGAAAUGUAGCUUGUCUGGUAGGCUAUCAUCACUGGACAGCUCGUGGCUGCGUUUCCCUUUGUAAUCCGUGAUAGUUUGCAAGCCCUGCCACAUCCGACGAGCGUCAGAGCUGGCAGAGUAGGAUUUGAUCUUAGUCCCGUAUUGAUGUUUUGACUGUUUGAUGGCUCGUUGGAGGUCGUAGCGGGAUUUCAUAUAAGCUUCCGGAUAAGUGUCCCGCUCCUUGAAAGCGGUAGCUCUAGCCUUUAGCUCAGUGCGGAUGUUGCCUGUUAUCCAUGGCUUCUGGUAGGGACAUGUACUGUACGUACGUUCACUGUGUGGACGACGUCGUCGAUGCACUUAUUAAUAAAGCCGGUGACUGAUGUGGUAAACUCCUCAAUAUUAUCGGAUGAAUGCUGGAGCAAAUUCCAGUCUGUGCGGACCACUUCCGUGUCGAGUGCAUCACUGGUACUUCCUGAUUUAGUUUUUGCUUGUAAGCAGGAAUCAGCAGGAUAGAGUUAUGGUUAGAGUUGCCAAAUGGAGGAUCGAGGAAGAGCUUUGCAUGCAUUUCUGUGUGUGGAGUAAAGGUCAUGCUGGUAAAAAUGAGGUAAGACAGAUUUCAGUUUGCCUGCAUUAAAAUCACCGGCCACUAGGAGGAGCCUCUGGGUGAGUAUUUUAUUGUUUGCUUAAGGCCCUAUACAGCACGUUGAGUGCCAGCAUCGGUUUGUUGUGGUAAAUAGACAGCUACGAAAACUGUAGAUGAAAACUCUCUUGGUAAAUAGUAUGGUCUGCAGUUUAUCAUGAGGUGUUCUAAUUCAGGCGAGCAAAACCUUGAGACCUUAACAUUAGAGAUCGCGCGCUCCAGCUGUUGUUAACAAAGCGACGCACGCCUCCCCGUAAAAAACAUCUGUAUGUAUAUUAUCCAUGUCGUUGUUCAGCCACACAACACCGAGAAACACAGGAUAUUACAGUUCUUCAGGUCCCGUUGAUAGGAUAGUCUCAAACGGAGCUCGUCCAGUUUGUUCUCCAGUGAUUGUACGUUUUGCCAGGAAGGUAGAGGCGGUUUAUUUCCCUCGUCAACGUAGUCUCGUCAGGGAACCCACUCGUUUGCCUCUGUUGCUCCGUCUCUUCUUCUCGAGUCCCGGGAUUAGGGUCCGGGAUGGGCAGUACAUCCACAGCUUCCGACUCGUUGAAGUAAAAAAUCUUCAUCCAAAAUCGAGGUUAGUGAUCGCUGUUCUGAUGUCCAGAAGCUGUUUUUCGGUCAUAGGAAAAUACUAUGUACAAAAAAAGUUGAGAUCAGCGUAAAAAACAACAACACACAAAAUAACAGAAUUGGUCCGGAGCCCGUAAGACAACAGCUAUCCAUCUCUACAGCGCCAUCUUCUGUUUGUCUCUUUGUCUCAGUCUGCGUUCGCCACUGUAAGUGCUGUGAGAUCAACACGACUCGGGGCCUGGGUCAGGCCUGGUGGAGACUGAGGAAGACCUGUUACCAGAUUGUUGAACACAGCUGGUUCGAGACUUUUAUCAUCUUCAUGAUCCUGCUGAGCAGCGGUGCUCUGGUGAGACUACCACCACUUACCCCAGUCUUACCUGACCUCUCAACUUUCACCUCUGACCUCUUUAAGAGUCAGCUCAUAGGGCCACAUUUACUAAGCUAUUGCUCCACCAGUGCUAAUUUGAUACCAAGUUUCUUCAAAAGCAAAUAUAUUUUAAAAAAAUACAUAAAACAUGCAAUGUCUUUAUUUAGAUUUGACCUUUCUAUAUCUUUCUAUAAUGUAAUCUUUAUUUAAUUUUUUUUUUUUUACAAUUGCACUAAACAGCUCAUUCCUAAUCUUACAGCACAAUAGUUGAAUGUAUUGGUUUUAUAUAAGACCCGAUAGGUUCUAAUCUGUGGUUUCUCUCUUGACCCUCCUCUGCCGCUCUAGGCAUUUGAAGACAUCUACAUAGAGAAAAGGAAAGUGGUGAAGGUUAUAUUGGAAUACGCCGAUAAGGUCUUCUCCUACAUCUUCGUCCUAGAGAUGUUCCUCAAAUGGAUUGCCUACGGUUUCAAGAAGUACUUCACCAACGCCUGGUGCUGGCUGGACUUCCUCAUCGUC